Messenger RNA from Melampsora larici-populina 98AG31, 198 nucleotides. RefSeq lists its product as uncharacterized. Gene Ontology annotation, cellular component: cytosol; ribonucleoprotein complex. The annotation marks the transcript as partial. The transcript has a single exon. The record is from RefSeq and is a predicted model, not a curated record. NCBI's taxonomy places the organism in Eukaryota, Fungi, Basidiomycota, Pucciniomycetes, Pucciniales, Melampsoraceae. Gene Ontology annotation, molecular function: GTPase activity; ribosome binding. Gene Ontology annotation, biological process: cytosolic ribosome assembly.
GUAUAUGCAGUCGUAUCUGGAAGAAAAGGAGCCAUAAUUUCAGAAGACAUUGAGUAUGGAACAACAUUUUAUAGUCCAAAAGCUAAAUUACCAAUAAUUGAAUCAUUUGGAUUUGAUGAUGAAUUAAUGUCAAAAACAUCUGGAAUUGCUUUACCACAAUCGAUCUUUGAUGGGUUUUUUAAAAUUGAUCAAGAUCCA